AUGCUGCCCGAAAAGCAAAGAUACUCGUCCGUGACCACCAGAGCCAUAAUCCUGACAAUCAUCCUCAUUUUCCCGGGCUCAUGCUCUGCCGCAACCGCCUCCGCCACCGCCACCGCCGCGAGUCCGGUGAAAACGGUGGUGGUGCUGGUGAUGGAGAACCGGUCAUUUGAUCACAUGCUUGGAUGGAUGAAGAAGCUGAAUCCCGAAAUCGACGGCGUAGACGGAACCGAGUCGAACCCGGUUUCCACAACCGACCCGAACUCGGCUCGUGUUUACUUCGGCGAUAAAUCACACUUCGUGGACCCCGACCCGGGCCAUUCAUUUCAAGCCAUCCGGGAACAAAUAUUCGGGUCCAACGACACCUCCACCGUGCCUCCGCCGAUGAAUGGGUUCGCCCAACAAGCCCGUUCCAUGGACCCCAAUAUGACGGAAAGUGUCAUGAAUGGUUUCCUACCUGAUAAGGUAGGAGUUUACAAGGCUCUGGUGUCGGAAUUCGCGGUGUUCGACCGGUGGUUCGCGUCGGUUCCAGCGUCGACCCAGCCGAACCGCCUCUACGUCCACUCAGGAACCUCUCACGGCGCCACAUCAAACAUCGCCUCACUACUAAUCAAAGGCUACCCGCAGCGCACCAUCUUCGAGGACCUCGACGACGCCGGAUACUCCUUCGGGAUCUACUUCCAGAACAUUCCCGCCACCCUGUUCUACAAAAACCUAAGAAAACUCAAGUACCUCGGCAACUUCCAUCCCUACGGCCUCUCCUUCAAGAACGACGCCAAAAACGGGAAGCUCCCGAACUACGUCGUGGUGGAGCAGCGUUACGUCGACUCGAAGAUCGAGCCGGCGAACGACGAUCACCCGUCGCACGAUGUUUACGAGGGGCAGCUGUUCGUGAAGGAGGUUUACGAGAUUCUGAGGAGCAGCCCGCAGUGGAACGAAACUCUGUUUGUAAUCACGUACGAUGAGCAUGGUGGGUUUUUCGAUCAUGUACCCACACCUGUCAGUGGGGUCCCUAGUCCAGAUGGGAUUGUGGGGCCCGAUCCGUUUUUCUUCAGGUUCGACCGGUUGGGAGUUCGGGUCCCCACCAUUGCGGUAUCUCCUUGGAUUCAAAAGGGCACUGUUGUUCAUGGACCAAAGGGUUCACCAUAUCCAACAUCAGAAUACGAGCACUCCUCAAUUCCAGCAACAGUGAGGAAGAUCUUCAACCUACCAUCUCCCUCUUUAACCAAGAGGGAACAGUGGGCUGGCACCUUUGAAUCUAUUCUCCACACCCUCAAAUUCCCCAGGACUGAUUGUCCAGAAAAACUUCCAACUCCAAUCAAGAUUCGGCAGGGAGAAGCAAAUGAAGAUGCCCAAUUGACCGAGUUUCAACAAGAAAUGGUUCAACUCGCAGCCGUGUUAAAAGGAGAAGAUAUCUUAGCGACUUAUCCAGAACAAAUUGGGAAGGGAAUGACUGUAAAAGAAGGGAAGAGAUACAUGGAAGAUGCAGUGAAGAGCUUCUUCGAAGCUGGAAAUUCUGCUAAAAGAAUGGGAGUCGAUGAAGAUCAAAUUGUUAAAAUGAGGCCUUCCCUUACAACUAGAAGAUCCAAGCCAACCCCUGAAUACCACCCUUAA
Molecule: messenger RNA, 1611 nt
Organism: Oldenlandia corymbosa var. corymbosa
Lineage: Eukaryota; Viridiplantae; Streptophyta; Magnoliopsida; Gentianales; Rubiaceae
Source: the annotation of a GenBank genome assembly